Strongylocentrotus purpuratus (purple sea urchin) is the source of this 372-nucleotide messenger RNA. Its product is annotated as 5-hydroxytryptamine receptor 1E-like. The record is from RefSeq and is a predicted model, not a curated record. Gene Ontology annotation, biological process: G protein-coupled receptor signaling pathway, coupled to cyclic nucleotide second messenger; chemical synaptic transmission; adenylate cyclase-inhibiting G protein-coupled acetylcholine receptor signaling pathway. The coding region runs from base 1 to 372 and encodes 123 amino acids. NCBI's taxonomy places the organism in Eukaryota, Metazoa, Echinodermata, Echinoidea, Camarodonta, Strongylocentrotidae. Gene Ontology annotation, molecular function: G protein-coupled serotonin receptor activity; G protein-coupled acetylcholine receptor activity. Gene Ontology annotation, cellular component: synapse; membrane; dendrite. The transcript has a single exon.
AUGGUUAUUGUUGCGUACUUUCGAGAUCAGAACAUCAGGGCCAGGGUGGCCAACCUUCUUAUCCUGAACCUUGCAAUCACAGACCUGACGGUGGGCGCCCUCAUGUGGCCCUUCAACCUGACAUGGCUCAUCAAAGACUACUGGCCGUUCGGAGAGGUCCUUUGUAAGAUAUGGUUGGUCGUGGACUACACUGUAACUGUGAUGUCCAUUCUAAACAUGGUCUUGAUCAGCUGGGACCGGUACUGUCUCGUGACCAUGGGACUGAAGUAUCAGACGUUUCAGACCAAGAAGCGAAUCGGACUAUCGUCUGCGUUACUUGGGCAGUGGUCUUCGUUUGGUUUACCCUACUGGCGUUUGCGUGGAGUCCUAUAA